ACUCACUGGCCACUUUAACAGGAACUUGUUCUUGAUUCUAAGGUUGCUGUUCUUGGUUGGCAGGAGUGGAACCCAAUGUGGUCUUCUGCUGUUGCAUGCUGAGAUGCUUUUCUGCUCACCACAGUUGUAAAGAGUUGCUAUAGCCUUCCUGGCAGCUUGAACCAAUCUGUCCAUUUUCCUCUGACCUCUCUUAUCAACUAGCCGUUUCCACCCACAGAACCGUCGCUCAUUCAGGGUUGUUGUGUGUGUUUUUUUUUGUUUGUUUUUUCCCACCACACCAUUGUGUGUAAACUCUAGAGACUGUUGUGUGUGAAAACCCCUGGAGCUCAGCAGUUUCUAAAAUACUCAAACCAGUCCAUCUGGCACCAACACCCAUGCCACAAUGAAAGUCACAUUUUGAGAUCACAGUUUUCCCCAUUCUCAUGUUUGAAGUGAACAUUAACUGACGCUCUUGAUUUGUAUCUGCCUGAUUUUGUGCAUCGUGCUGCUGUCAAGGGAUUGUCUGAUUAGAUACCUGCAUAAAACAGCAGGUGGAUGGGUCUUCCUAAUAAAGUGGCCAGUGAGUGCCUGGUUUUCAGAGGAGCCACUCGUAGAUGUUCUUACUCCAUCUUUAAUUGAAUGGAAUGCAAAUACUCGGCUGUGGUGCCCCAGUGCUUGCCGCGAAUCUAGAUAAUGGGCUGUGUACAAUGUAAGGACAAAGAGGCAACCAAACUGACGGAUGAGAGAGAGACGAGUGUCUCCCAACACGCUGGGUACCGCUAUGGGGCCAACCCAACGCCCCAACACUACCCCAGCUUUGGGGUCACUGCCAUUCCCAACUACAACAACUUCCACGCACCCGUCAGCCAGGGGACUGUCACAGUGUUCGGAGGAGUGAACAGCUCCUCACACUCGGGAACUCUGCGUUCACGUGGUGGAACAGGAGUUACACUCUUUGUAGCACUUUAUGAUUACGAGGCAAGGACGGAGGAUGAUCUCAGUUUUAGGAAAGGAGAAAAAUUCCAAAUUCUCAACAGCACGGAAGGAGACUGGUGGGAGGCUCGCUCCCUCACUACAGGUGGAACAGGAUACAUACCCAGCAAUUACGUGGCUCCGGUAGAUUCGAUCCAGGCCGAAGACUGGUACUUUGGGAAACUCGGGCGUAAGGAUGCAGAGAGGCAGCUGCUGUCGAAUGGAAAUCCUCGGGGCACUUUUCUCAUCAGAGAAAGUGAAACCACUAAAGGAGCGUAUUCCUUAUCCAUACAGGACUGGGAUGACGUUAAGGGUGAUCACGUGAAACACUAUAAGAUCCGUAAGCUUGACAACGGAGGCUACUACAUCACCACCCGUGCUCAGUUUGAGACUCUGCAGCAGCUUGUUCACCAUUAUUCUGCGAGGGCUGCAGGGCUGUGCUGCCGAUUGAUAGUCCCCUGCCAUAAAGGCAUGCCUCGCCUUGCCGAUCUGUCCGUCAAAACCAAAGACGUGUGGGAAAUCCCUCGAGAGUCACUUCAGCUUAUCAAGCGCUUGGGGAACGGCCAGUUCGGAGAAGUCUGGAUGGGUACUUGGAAUGGCACCACGAAAGUGGCAGUGAAGACCUUGAAACCAGGCACCAUGUCCCCUGAGUCUUUCCUGGAGGAAGCUCAGAUCAUGAAGAAACUGAGACAUGACAAGCUUGUGCAGUUAUAUGCUGUUGUCUCUGAAGAGCCUAUUUACAUUGUCACAGAAUAUAUGGGCAAAGGGAGUUUGCUUGACUUUUUGAAAGACGGUGAAGGACGGAGCCUUAAAUUGCCAAACCUUGUAGACAUGGCAGCUCAGGUGGCUGCAGGCAUGGCUUACAUUGAAAGAAUGAACUACAUCCACAGAGAUCUGAGAUCAGCUAACAUCCUUGUGGGCGACAGUUUAGUAUGCAAGAUUGCGGACUUUGGCCUGGCCAGGCUGAUAGAGGAUAAUGAAUACACAGCUAGACAAGGUGCCAAGUUCCCAAUUAAAUGGACAGCCCCUGAAGCUGCGCUCUACGGACGGUUCACCAUCAAAUCAGAUGUGUGGUCAUUUGGAAUCCUGCUAACCGAGCUGGUGACCAAAGGACGUGUGCCAUAUCCAGGGAUGAAUAACCGGGAGGUUUUAGAGCAGGUGGAGCGUGGAUACAGGAUGCCAUGCCCUCAGGACUGCCCGAUCUCUCUGCACGAGCUCAUGCUGCAGUGCUGGAAGCGAGACCCUGAGGAGAGACCCACGUUCGAGUACCUGCAGGCAUUUUUGGAGGACUACUUCACUGCCACGGAGCCCCAGUACCAACCAGGAGACAACCUCUAAACCGCAAACAAGAGUUUGGGAGUUAAAGCGAAUGGAUUUGUGCUUUAAUCUCGCAGAUUAUAACUCAAAUCCAGGUCACUUUGACAUAAUAAUGCUAUUAGACAUUGAAAAAUCACCUGAACGACUGAAAACCUUGGUAGAACUCAAGAGCCAGAGGAAAACUCAUUGCUACGACACACUGACCUGAACGACGACGAUCUGAUGCACGUGCGAUGAAUAAAGCUUCCAGAUUUGUUGCCAUUUCAAUCCAGUAUUCGACUCGUUCCUCAUCUUCCAUUAAAAAGGACAUGCCACAUUAAAUGUGUUCACUAAAGCCAAACCAUAUUUCGGGGACAUUAUGCGAGUGUUCAAAAAAGAGUUAAGGAUAACCGAUGGCUUGUUUGUAUGUAGUGUAAAUAUGAUUGUGUUUACUUACCCCGUUUUAGGCUUUAUUACUUUUUAUAAUGCUUUUUAUUUGAGGGUUGUUUUUUUUAAUUUAUUUUAUUUUAUUUUUUUUUUUUUGGGGGGGGGGAUCAUAUCCAGUCAUUGCUCAUAGAAAAAGUAUGAAUAUCGAGGCUGAAGCAAGACGACUAAUUCUGGAAACAGCCUCUAUUAAAACAACCGGGACUCUUGAUUAUUUAUUCCAGUAAUGAUGUACCCUCUUUGUUUAACUUUGAGAAAUCCUGCAGCACAUACAUUAGCUAGGUUUCCUGACACUAAACAUUGUGACUCUUUCACUGAAGGAAAAUGGUGUGUUCGCACUGGUGACUCUGCUCAGCUUUAUUAUUUGCACUUGCUUUUAGGAAAAGCUCAGUGUCUCCAUUUCUUUUUUUUUCUUUUUUUUUUUUUGCUAGUGCAUUUUCUAUUUAGCCACUUUGGAUUAACGGUAGAAGAAUUAUGCAUCGAUAUAGUAAUCAGGCUGUGUGGGCAUUAUGCUUGACUAUACCUGCAUCUCUCUUUAGCGAAGAUGAUCAAAUAAAAUAAAUGGCUAACAUCAUCAUUAUUGUUGUAAGAGGCAUAAAAGCAAACCAUUUAAAUGCAUUACAAUGUGCUAUAAUUUAACAUAACUGCAUAGGGAAAAAUAAUUAAGAUUAAUUCCACUGAGCUUCUUUCUGGCCCUGAUUUUUGUCCCUGGUAUAAAAUUAUAUCAAUAUGUCAUGUCCGGACCUCAUUUAACCUUAAUCAGUAUGUUAAAGUGUCACAGCCCUUGUCUUUGAGGCAGAAUUAGCAAGGCCAUUUUCACCUCGUUUCCAUUCCAGCUUUCACUCGAAUAUCUAGUGAAGGUUUUUCUAUAGAAUAUUGCGCACCAUAGUAAGCCGUAUGAACACAGACUCCAAUGCCGACCUCAUGAUGAUCACCCGUUUCUCUCCUCUUUUUUUUUUAAAUUAAAGUCAUCCAUUUGGAUUAAUCCAUAGACCUUGUGUUUUUAUUUAAUUGUUUUGUUUCAUUUAUGCACAAACAUUUGUAGAAUAAAGACUCAUACCCAAGUCCA
This is a messenger RNA of Neoarius graeffei (lesser salmon catfish), 3760 nucleotides long. RefSeq names its product FYN proto-oncogene, Src family tyrosine kinase a (gene fyna). Bases 673 to 2289 code for a protein of 538 amino acids. The transcript has 13 exons. The record is from RefSeq and is a predicted model, not a curated record. Gene Ontology annotation, cellular component: extrinsic component of cytoplasmic side of plasma membrane. Gene Ontology annotation, biological process: protein phosphorylation; T cell receptor signaling pathway; cell differentiation. Gene Ontology annotation, molecular function: non-membrane spanning protein tyrosine kinase activity; signaling receptor binding; ATP binding. Lineage: Eukaryota; Metazoa; Chordata; Actinopteri; Siluriformes; Ariidae.